GUCAUCGGGGUGGCUGCUUUCCUCCCCACUUGCCGCUAGGCUAGUUGAAUGUGUUAUAUAUUAAACUGCAGAUUUGUUGUCAAAAUUAAAUUAAAUACGCUGGUAUAACCUGCAUAUACGCGCCACCAGUAUGAGUAUUUUGGUACCAGACUGAUCGUUGAGACAAGUCGAUGACUGAAAUUUCACUCGAUGUGUGCUUUCGCUUCAUGCUGACUGUGAUAAGGCAUCAGCAGACCAACUGAAGAAGAUGAGGAAAAAGCACUAAAGAUGGGUGAAGUGACUCGAGCUGUGGAUGAUUUGGCUAAGCAAGCCUCCCUUCCAGAACCACUACUCAUCAUACUGGCACCGCCUCCACCUUUCCUUCCAUUCGCUGAUGAUCCGACCACUUUUUGGCAUAAGUGGCUCAAAGCUUUUGAGCACUACCUCAAAGCCCUCGGCGAAGAGGAGCUGACCGACUACAGUAAGUGUGCACUCCUUCAAAACUGUCUCGGCCAAGAGGGCCAGCACAUCUUCACGGCACUGGUCCCACAGGAAACCACGUAUGCGGCGGCCAUCUCAGCGCUGUCCACCUACUUCAGCGGCGACCGCACCUCUCAGGGCAGCUUGCGGAUUUGCUCGCAAAGGGAAACUCUGACAUUGGCCACUGCUUUGCAGAUCGCUAAAGAGGUGGAAUCUGCCUUAAAUGUGCAUGAAGAGUAUCCCCAGGCCAGUGCGGCUAUUGAUGAUGAUAAUAGUGUGCAGCUUCUGGUUCAACGACCUAAAAGAAAACAGCCUCAACGAAAUGAACAACUUGACACAGAAUCCCAAAAAUUAAAAAAAGGAAACUUUGAGUGUGAUAAUAAAGACGAUGGUAGCUCUUCGUCACUUCUCAUGAAGCAAGAGGAAAGCUCGAAUGAACCGAGCAGCGAUGAAGACAUGGCUGUUCAAAACCGUCCUUCCUGUCCUGUGUGUGUGGAUAGACACUUCAUUAGCAAGCACAAGCUGGCCCGACACAUGAGAACGCACACAAAGGAGAAACCCUUCCACUGCCCCCUUUGCGCCACGCUCUUCAGUCAGACAUAUCACUUGACCCGACACAUGCGAGUCCAGCACAAUGCCGCCCAGCAUGUGUGCCCCAUAUGCUGUGACAGCUUCGAGAGUGCAGAAGAACUAAAGAGCCACAAGAAGACGCACAUCUCGCAGGUCCUGAUAUGUCCCUACUGUCCCAAAAGGUUUCAGAGUGACACCUUGCUUUUAAGUCACAUUGCAUCCCACAUAGAAUACAAGCAGGAGGGGCAUAAAUCAAUAGAAGCCAAAAUAGUAGAGUCAUCUAACAAUGAUGUUGAGGAUGAAACCGAUGAAAAUAGGGAGUCAGGAGUCCGUGUUAAGACAGAGAUAACAACACUAUCUCUUCUUGGUGCUCGAAGGAACGCAAGCAGCACUUGCAAGAAGAAUUAUGUUUGUUCAGUGUGCAACUACAGCUUCAGCCGGGCUGACAAGCUCGCCCGACACAUGCGGACUCACACCAAGGAAAAACCAUUUCGGUGUCCUGUUUGCUCACUCACCUUCAGCCAGUCGUACCACAUGACCCGGCACCAGAGGCAGAAACACGGUCUGCGGCAGUAUGUCUGCCCCAAGUGCAACAAGACUCUGGGCACCUGGCUGGAGCUGAAAGAGCACCGGAAGACUCAUUCGGCCAAAGAGAUGACGUGCCCUGCCUGCAAGAAGAGCUUCAAGGAUAAGGGCUGCUUGGAGAGUCACAUUAAGUCCCAUGAGAAGAUCCCACCUGGACUUCACUCCCUUGUCUGCAGUGACUGUGGGAAAGUAUUUGGCCGGACCUCCCACUUAAAGAGACACAUUGUGGCGCAUCGCAAGGCUGCAAACAGCGAAUGCUACACUUGCGCAGAGUGUCACAAGAGCUACGCCUUUGCAGAGGACCUUAAAAAACACCUGAGGAAGCAUGCUAAAGAAAACAAUGGAACGUGUCCGAGAUGCGACCAGAACUUUGGCAGUCGAGAGGAGCUGGAGGCACACAUGGCGGCUCAUAAAACCAGCUACCUGUGUAGCGUCUGCGGGAAGAAGUUCAAGGUUGAGCAUGCCUUGAAGAAGCAUGAGCAGAAACACCAAGAGCAGCACUACUAUUGUGGUUUGUGCCGCAAGCAUUUCAGCAAACUGUCGCUCUAUAAGCGUCACGAGGCAGUACACGACAGGCGUGAGUCCAAAUGUCCGCAUUGUGACUCCGUCUUCCUCAAACUCACAGCCUUGAAGUAUCACCUCCAGACUCAUACCGAGGAGAGACCUUAUCAGUGUUCCUGCUGCGUGGAGACCUUUGAAGACAAAGAGGGCCUAGAACUCCACUGCCUGAAACACAGGAAGUUCCGGAAGGAGCGGCCAUAUAACUGCACCCGCUGUGACCACGCCUUCGCCACGCUGGCUGAGCUCACAGCACACAUGAGCGACCAUGAUGGUCAGCCACCGCUCAGCUGUGACAUCUGCGGGCGCACCUUCCUCAACAGAAACAAGCUAGACAAGCACUUGAGCAUCCACACGGGUGAGCGGCCUCACCUGUGUGCGCACUGUGGUAACGGUUUCCCUUCGGCUGCCGGCCUCAAGCAGCACAUUCACAUCCACACCGAUGAAAAACCCUUUGCAUGUUCGCAGUGCACCAAGUCCUUCCGCUCGUCCAGUGGGCUGCGGCUGCACAGCAGGAGGCACAUGGACACCCCGCCCAGCUUUGAGUGUCCUGACUGCGGCAGGACUUACGGACGCAUGACCGAGCUGAAGAUGCACCAACGGUAUCACACGGGAGACAGGCCUUACUCCUGCAUGUACUGCAGCAAAAGCUUUGUCAGUAAACACAAGCUGAUGGUUCACGUUCGCGUCCACACGGGCGAGAGGCCAUACUCGUGUCCCCACUGUGGACAGACCUUUACACAGACUGGAGACAGAAACAGACACGUCAACAAGUUCCACACAUGAGACAUUUUAUUUUACGUCACUCGGACCACAACUCCGAGCUGGUUUCCCCCACAGGAUAGUAAUAGCUGCGUUUUGGUUAGCACUUCUGCCUCAUAGUCUGGAUAUCUGAGUUUGAAUGGCUGCUUGCAUGUGGUUUCUCCAGGCACACAUGCAUGUCAGGCAAAUUGUCCAUAGGUGUGAAUGGUUGUUUGUAUUUAUAUUCCCUAAAAUUUCAGUCACCAAUCAAGGAUGGAGCUCGCUGGGGUAGGCUCAUAACGCUCCAGUAAAUUCAACAAAAGUCAUUUUUCAAGUGCUAGAGUUCACCACAGUGCGUUUCAUAUCAGGUAAGCCCUGAUGAAGUUUGUUUCCACUCUCUGGUAGUGGGCCAUCAUACCAUACCAGCAAGACAACAUGUAACUUUUUUUUUUCUUCACAUUCAAUUAAUUGCAUUGUAACACAGAAGAAGGCUCACAGUUCUGCGUCAACCAAUCAACACACAACAAUCGAUCUCACUUCAUAAUUGCACCACUACAACUACAAUAACAGAAUAAUAAUAGUCAUUAUCAUCGUCACACGGGCUACAGUUUUGGCUGUACUCCAGCUCUGAAUCCCUGACUUCAUUUCUUGUCCACAUGUUUGGAAGACAUUUAUUGAAACACACACUAGCAUGAGUCACAUUUAUAUCUUAAAUGGCUUUUCUCUGAUUGUAUCUUCUAUAUUGGGUCAAAUUGGUGUAAAAGAGACUAUAGGGGUGUUAUUUCAUGUCAGACAGCUCUAAUAAUAAAAAAAUUGUAUCUCGAAAGUCAUAUGGGUUUUCUAUGAUCUAAUUACAAGAAUAUUCAUUAAUAUUGAAUCCUACUAGGAAGAUAUACACUUAUUGUGGUCGGGUCUGGAGCCAAUUAACCGCAAGAAACGAGGGCUUACUGUACUGAAAAAUAGCUGGACAAAUCAUUUUGGAACCUUUAAAAUUGAAAUGUAAUAAAAGGCCAAACCUAGCAAAAGCAUACCACACAAGGCCUAUCAUCGAUUUGACAUUGUAAACAACAAAGGACAUCAAUCAUUUGUUUACGUGACGAAUAGAUUGGGAAACUUUGAAACCUUUUUUGUUUUUUUUACUCUAUAUAAGUUUGUUGGCCAAUCAAUAGUGCAGCUCACUCAAACACAAACACAAAGGGAAGGCAAAAAGUACUACUUGUUUAACGGACUGCCUUUAACAUCCUUGCUAAAAGAACAAGCUGGAAAAUGCCUUAUCAAAGUGAACAAACUUGUACCGUUUGGUGGACACAAAGCUGUAGAAGUUGUGGGCACACAGCUCACUGAUUAUUUUUGUGUGACAACUGGCACAAAGGAUUUCAAGAGUGGUGCACAAAAAGAAUUCACAGAAAAAUCAUUGUGGUUUUUCAACAUCCAACUCCAAUUUGGGGGGUAUUCUGCGAGGUCACAUUAAGUCUGGGGGGUUGUAUGUUUUGUUGAGUUACAUCUUGAGCAUACAGCAUAGGUUGGCUGAGCUUCUUUCGCAGAAUACCUUCUUAAUCUGUGUAAUGCUAAGCUCUAAAUACUCCAACCACUCAAAAUAAUUGUACUAUAGCAUGUUUCGGACCAUACAUGUAUUUUUUUUAAUACUUCUUUUCAUGUUUGGUAAACAGACUAACGUGGCUUCUGUAAACACGGACACAAGUGCCAUCAAAUGGACUAUUAUUGAAAUGUAAGGGUUAUGAAAGGUAAACAUGUUCCCAGUCUGACAGUGGUCCAUAUGUUUAUAUCUGUUAUUGAACUACAUGUGAAAUAUGCAAUAAAUAAAAUCAUUGC
Messenger RNA from Doryrhamphus excisus (bluestripe pipefish), 4746 nucleotides. RefSeq lists its product as uncharacterized. The record is from RefSeq and is a predicted model, not a curated record. Gene Ontology annotation, biological process: regulation of DNA-templated transcription. Gene Ontology annotation, molecular function: DNA-binding transcription factor activity, RNA polymerase II-specific; RNA polymerase II cis-regulatory region sequence-specific DNA binding. Lineage: Eukaryota; Metazoa; Chordata; Actinopteri; Syngnathiformes; Syngnathidae.